This is a messenger RNA of Tricharina praecox, 817 nucleotides long. RefSeq names its product transcription initiation factor IID, 18kD subunit-domain-containing protein. The record is from RefSeq and is a predicted model, not a curated record. The coding region runs from base 217 to 567 and encodes 116 amino acids. Gene Ontology annotation, cellular component: transcription factor TFIID complex. Gene Ontology annotation, biological process: RNA polymerase II preinitiation complex assembly; transcription by RNA polymerase II. NCBI's taxonomy places the organism in Eukaryota, Fungi, Ascomycota, Pezizomycetes, Pezizales, Pyronemataceae. Gene Ontology annotation, molecular function: protein heterodimerization activity. The transcript has 2 exons.
GAGUGACAAUAAGUGGUCCUCAACCCGGCAAGUGCACGGACCUAACUAGCCACCGAGAGCCGCACCUUAAUUCCAACGCGUCUCCAGCCCAGUUCCAAGCUCGCCACAUCCAAACCAUCCUCCUCACCACACCUCCACCGAAAUACUCGACCCACUCCACCCCACGCUUGACACCUCCCUAUCCAACCACCAAUACCCUCACCCAUUGCAUCCACCAUGGCUACCGACGCCGGCAUCACGCGUUCCCGCCCUCGCAACCGGCGCCAAAACCUCUUCGUCAAAGAGCUGCGCACCCUAAUGUACGCCUUCGGCGAUGACCCGGACCCACUGCCGGAGUCGGUGCAAGUGCUUGACGAGAUUGUGACGGAGUACAUCGUCGACAUGUGCCACGACGCGGCGCGCCUCGCGGCGCAGGCCCGAAGGAACAAGAUCAAGGUCGACGACUUCAAGUAUGCGCUUAGAAAUGACCCCAAGAAGCUAGGCAGGGUCGAGGAGCUCCUCGUCAUGUCGAAGGUCAUUGCAGAUGCUAGGAAGCAGUUCGAUGAUAAGCCGGAGGGGGAGAAGUAGGAGAGAGUGGAGGGGAUUGCGGCGGUCUACGGUACACUAUACUGAUGGGGAAGGAUGGGCGUUCAGGAUCGGGAUUGGCAUUGGGUUUAUCUGUUCUGCGUGUUUCGUCAGAAUUUACGCGUUUUGCUUGGUUCCCGCGGCGUUCGCUGCUCAUCGCGCUUCUUAAAGUUUUACAUACACAUGACGAGAGACGAGUCGGCAACAACGCGACGACACCCGCCUGCCUGAGCAGUGGGGUUCCAACUGAUGA